Messenger RNA from Puccinia triticina, 1608 nucleotides. RefSeq lists its product as uncharacterized. The coding region runs from base 1 to 1608 and encodes 535 amino acids. The transcript has 9 exons. The record is from RefSeq and is a predicted model, not a curated record. NCBI's taxonomy places the organism in Eukaryota, Fungi, Basidiomycota, Pucciniomycetes, Pucciniales, Pucciniaceae.
AUGCGAUACUCCACAGACUAUAGUAUAGCCCGUGGGAAGCCUGCCUCGGGGCUUUACUAUAGUAUGAUCUCCAUCUCGCUUCUGCUCGCUGAGCAUCGGCCCCCGCCGCCCCUCUUCAGCUCGUUUCCAGCCCCGCUAACCCUAAACCCUAACCCCUCGGCCCCGGUCUGCAGCCCCGGCGCCACGCGGGACAAGCCGGCCCGUCGGCAUUAUGACGACACGUCUGCAUGCUGCGUAUUGUCGCAGCAACUCCCAGCCCCAGCCAGCCCCCUCGGCCCCGGUCUGCGGGACAAGGCACCCCGCGACCGGCCUCUACCGACGGGGGCAGGAGGACGCGUACUCUCCAUGCAGAAGCCGAGUAGCUGGAAUCAGUUCAUGAAGACUAAAAAGGCAAGAGCUACCUUUCAAGGCCGUCACCGAGGAGUGAAGUAUUCUCCCGCUAUGGGUAGCGUCUCUGUGCUGUGGAAACAGCUAACUCGCGAGCAGCAAGAAGCCUUCAAGCAACCAGUACAAGCUACUACUGAUGGAGAUAUUGAAGGGGGGCAGGACGAACCGAAUGCAAACAAGAUUGGUGAAGAUGACAAUGAUGUGGAUGAUGAAGUAGUUGGCAGUGGGAAUCAGGUUGGUACACGUCGACCAAUAUCACUCAAAGUUGCAGCGACUGAAGUUGAGAACUUCAUGGACGACUGGGACGCAAAGGCAAUGCAUAUUGCCACUACUUUCAGCUGCGAACUCUUUGUAUUUGCUGUCUCAAAGUUCCUUGGACGACAUUCUUUUCAGUUUAUACGGAGUACCCCAGGGGCAACCGACUUUGUCCAAGGAGCCAAAAGGGUCGACGGACCACGGAGCUAUGCUGCACGGAUGCAGUCCUACCUCACAGGUUACCAGGUCAGCGACAUUGCUGCUGCAAUCGCUCAGAUAAACAAUAAUUGCAAGCAGAAUGGCCAGUCGGGUGAAUCAGGUGGAAAAGAUCAAAAAGGAGCCUUUUCUCCUGAUCGUCCGGUCUCCGCCGUUUUAAGAAUGUCUGAGUUGAUUAAGGAGAAGACCGACGGUGUUAUCACACAAUGGCCCUGGACCAAAACCGAUUAUAAUCUUGCUCAGCUCACGUACCGAUUGGUCUUGGACCCCGCUGCAAAGAUUGAUGUCAAUUGGCUCAAGAGACCAAGUCGAGGGCUCGGUCCCAAGCGCUCAGCUGCGCUCCACCUGGCCCUUGACAAACAGCUUAUUGAUAUUGUUUUUGACCCAUCAAUUCCUGACAAAGUCUUUCCGGAAUCAUACGACACUCCUGGACCUUCUCCAUCACCUAGUGCAUCACCGCAACCGAGUCCGCUUGGCCCAACUACACCUUGUGAUGUUUUUCCUUCUCUGCCCACUGAGUUGAUCUUUGUGUACCAUACCCAUGGCCUUGACACCUUGAAUGAUGAUGACAACCACUCUGGUGAAGAUAUCUCUGCCGGGGGGUUUGAAAAGGCCAUUGGCAACUCCAACCACUCUGAUCAAAAUAGUGACCCGUCAUUCAAUGACGGCGAGGAGGAUGACAAGUAUGUUGAUGAUUUUGAUGAGGAUUUUGAUCAUAACAAUGACCACUAUGGCUGCUCCUCAUCAUAA